Molecule: messenger RNA, 2720 nt
Organism: Erinaceus europaeus (western European hedgehog)
Lineage: Eukaryota; Metazoa; Chordata; Mammalia; Eulipotyphla; Erinaceidae
Gene: TFIP11
Product: tuftelin interacting protein 11
Exons: 14
Coding region: 113-2608 (831 amino acids)
Biological process (GO): spliceosomal complex disassembly
Cellular component (GO): U2-type post-mRNA release spliceosomal complex
Molecular function (GO): nucleic acid binding
Source: RefSeq, a predicted model, not a curated record
GCGUCACUUCCGACGCGCCGAGCCCGUGGCGCCGGCUUCCGGCCGGUGGAAUUAGGUGCUCGGCCGGCCGGUGGGCGGCUCCGCUUCGCGGGAUCCGAGGCAGCCAGGCGCCAUGUCGCUGUCCCACCUGUACCGGGACGGGGAAGGACACGACGUCGACGACGACGACGAGCGGGAGAGCUUCGAGAUCACCGACUGGGACCUCCAGAAUGAGUUCAACCCCAACAGGCAGCGCCACCGGCAGACCAAGGAGGAGGCCACGUACGGGGUGUGGGCAGAGCGCGACUCGGACGAAGAGAGGCCCAGCUUCGGGGGCAAACGGGCCCGCGACUACUCGGCCCCCGUCAGCUUCAUCAGCGCCGGGCUCAAGAAAGGGGCGGCCGAGGAGGCGGAGCUGGAGGACUCGGAGGAUGAAGAGAAGCCGGUGAAGCAGGACGACUUCCCCAAGGACUUCGGACCCAAGAAGCUCAAAACGGGCGGCAACUUUAAACCCAGCCAGAGAAGCUUCGCGGGCGGAGCCAAGUCCUUCGUGGACUUCGGCAGCUGGGAGAGACACACCAAAGGGAUCGGGCAGAAGCUGCUGCAGAAGAUGGGCUACGUCCCGGGACGGGGCCUCGGCAAGAAUGCGCAAGGCAUCAUCAACCCCAUCGAAGCCAAGCAGAGGAAGGGCAAAGGCGCCGUGGGGGCGUACGGCUCGGAGCGCACCCCGCAGUCCCUGCAGGACUUCCCCGUGGUGGACUCGGAGGACGAGGCCGAGGAGGAGUUCCAGAAGGAGCUGAGCCAGUGGAGGAAGGACCCCAGCGGGAGCAAGAAGAAGCCCAAGUACUCAUACAAGACGGUGGAGGAGCUGAAGGCCCGGGGCAGAGUCAGCAAGAAGCUCAGCGUCCCGCAGAAGGAGCUCUCGCAGGUCAAGGUCAUCGACAUGACGGGCCGCGAGCAGAAGGUGUACUACAGCUACAGCCAGAUGAGCCACAAGCACAGCGUCCCGGACGACGGGCUGCCCACGGCCACCACGCAGCAGGGCGCGGCCGGCAAGGAGACCAGGGCCCCGGGCUUCGCGCUGCCCGAGCUGGAGCACAACCUGCAGCUGCUCAUCGACCUGACGGAGCAGGAGAUCCUGCAGAGCGACCGGCGGCUGCAGUACGAGCGCGACCUGGUGGUGAACCUGUCCCACGAGCUGGACAAGGUGGCCGAGGUGCUGGCGCGGGAGGAGCGGGCCAUCGCCAACCUCGGCGGCGUCCUGGAGCUGGUGGGGGAGUGCGAGCGGCGCCUGCAGCCGCACUGCGGCGACCCCCUCACGCUGGACGAGUGCGCCCGCGUCUUCGAGACCCUGCGGGACAAGUACUACGAGGAGUACCGUGCGGCAGACCGCGGGGACCUGGCCGUGGCCGUGGUCUACCCGCUCGUGAAGGAGCACUUCAAGGACUGGGACCCCCUGCGGGACUGCACCUUCGGCACUGACGUCAUCUCCAGGUGGAAGGGCCUCCUGUCACACGGCGGGCAGGACCUCGCGUCCGAUGCCUUCCACAGGCUCAUCUGGGAGGUGUGGAUGCCCCUCGUCAGGAACAUCGGUGCCCAGUGGCAGCCCCGGAACUGCGAGCCCAUGGUGGACUUCCUGGACAGCUGGGCGCACAUCAUCCCCGCGUGGGUCCUGGACAACAUCCUGGACCAGCUCGUCUUCCCCAAGCUGCAGAAGGAGGUGGAGAACUGGAACCCGCUGACGGACACGGUGCCCAUCCACUCCUGGAUACACCCCUGGCUGCCCCUCAUGCGGGCGCGCCUGGAGCCGCUGUACUCGCCUAUCCGCAACAAGCUGGCCAGCGCCCUGCAGAAGUGGCACCCCAGCGACGCCUCGGCCAAGCUUAUCCUGCAGCCCUGGAAGGACGUCUUCUCCCCCGGCUCCUGGGAAGCCUUCAUGGUCAAGAACAUCGUGCCCAAGCUGGGCAUGUGCCUGGGGGAGCUGGUCAUCAACCCACACCAGCAGCACAUGGACGCCUUCUACUGGGCCGUCGCCUGGGAGGGGAUGGUCUCCACAUCCAGCCUGGUGGGGCUGCUCGACAAGCAUUUCUUCCCCAAGUGGCUGCAGGUGCUGUGCUCCUGGCUGAGUAACAGCCCCAACUACGAGGAGGUCACCAAGUGGUACCUGGGCUGGAAGUCCAUGUUCUCCGACCAGGUGCUGGCACACCCCUCGGUCAAGGACAAGUUCAACGAGGCGCUCGACAUCAUGAACAGGGCCGUGUCCUCCAACGUCGGAGCCUACAUGCAGCCGGGGGCGCGGGAGAACAUCGCCUACCUCACACACACGGAGCGCAGGAAGGACUUCCAGUACGAGGCCAUGCAGGAGCGGCGUGAGGCCGAGAACAUGGCGCAGCGGGGCAUCGGCGUGGCCGCCAGCUCGGUGCCCAUGAGCUUCAAGGACCUGAUCGAGGCCAAGGCGGAGGAGCACAACAUCGUGUUCAUGCCCGUCAUCGGCAAGCGCCAUGAGGGCAAGCAGCUGUACACCUUCGGCCGCAUCGCCAUCUACAUCGACCGCGGCGUGGUCUUCGUACAGGGUGAGAAGACCUGGGUGCCCACCUCGCUGCAGAGCCUCAUUGACAUGGCCAAGUAGGAAGGCCCCGGGUGCCCGGCCACGUUUGCUUCGCCGCCCCGCGCAAGUCCCAGUCGUCUGGAGGCGGCUUCCCGUCGAGUCCCCAAAACGCGCGGGGCUCCGGGAUCAGUCC